AUUUAAGUUGUAUAAUUACACUAGUUCCGAAGCUAAAUAUAUUCUUAUUUUAAAAAAUUAGAGCUAUAAAAGAGAGAUUCUAUCUAGAGAAGUGUAAUAGUGAAAUUGAAAAACAGCUGUAGUUACUUUUGAACUUGAAUAUAAUCUUUUCAUCAUGAAUUUUAAGUUGUAAUGAAGUGGUUUUAUAUUGAGAAUCUUUUUCAUGUUUUAAAUAUUCACUUGGGGGAGCUUAAAAUCCUCCUGUGUUCUUUGAUCUGUGUUGAUAAGUGUAAAAUUUGUUUUAAUUAUGUCAUUAGAUGAUUUCAAGAACUGUAUAAGUGAAUUUAAUACCAUGGCUGACACCAGAAGGCGUGUAAAAUUGUAUGCUUUGAACGCUGAUCGUCAGUGGGAUGAUCGCGGUACUGGGCAUGUUUCUUCGAGUUACGUAGAGAGGCUCAAAGGGAUAUCACUCUUAGUUAGAGCAGAAUUAGAUGGUUCAUUACUUUUAGAAUCUAAGAUCCUUCCAGAUACAGCUUAUCAGAAACAACAGGAUACAUUAAUAGUUUGGUCAGAGGGCGAUAAUUUUGACCUUGCUCUGAGCUUUCAAGAAAAAGCAGGGUGUGAUGAGAUUUGGGAAAAAAUAUGCCAGGUUCAAGGAAAAGAUCCGUCUGUUGAAAUAACUCAAGAUAUCGUAGAAGAAUCUGAAGAUGAGAGGUUCGAUGAUAUGUCUGACACUGCCCCUCCUAUAGAGCUCCCGCCUUGUGAGCUUAGUCGUCUAGAAGAAAUAAAUGAGCUUAUCGGUAGCUGUUUAACUUCGCCGAUGAGAAAGGAGAAGCUCGCCACUGCCCUGGAAACCGACGGUUAUAUUAAGAAACUUUUAAAUCUCUUUCACAUGUGUGAAGAUCUCGAAAAUAUCGAAGGACUUCAUUUUUUGUACGAUAUUUUCAAGAACAUAUUUCUUCUUAACAAGAAUGCUCUCUUUGAAGUUAUGUUUGCAGAUGAUACGAUAUUUGAUGUUGUCGGUUGCCUGGAAUAUGAUCCAUCAUCUUCAGCCCCUAAGCGGCAUCGACAUUACUUGAGGACUAUGUCCAAAUUUAAAGAGGUGAUACCAAUCUCAAAUCAGGAACUUCUGUCUAAAAUACACCAGACGUACAGAGUGCAAUAUAUACAAGAUGUUGUUUUACCAACGCCUUCAGUUUUUGAGGACAAUAUGCUCUCAACACUCUCUAGUUUUAUAUUUUUUAACAAGGUUGAAAUUGUUACCCUCAUUCAGGAUGACAAAUUAUUAACCGAUAUUCUUAGCCUAAUUACUGAUGAUGCAACUCCUCCGCUCAAGAGGAGAGAUUUAGUCCUUUUCUUGAAGGAAUAUUGUAAUUUUUCACAAAAUCUUCAGCCUCAAGGGAAGGAAACAUUUUAUAAGACGCUUUCAUCUCUCGGUAUAUUACCAGCACUAGAAAUAACAUUGUCCUGCGAAGAUGUGAUAACAAAAACUGCCUCUAUUGAUAUUCUUACAUAUUUUGUGGAAUUCUCUCCUUCUGUCGUAAGGGAGCAUACUCUUCAACAAACUCAGAAUUCCGAUGAUGAACUAGUUUUGUUAAACGUGAUUAUGGAGCAAAUGAUGUGCGAUACUGAUCCGGAACUUGGCCGAGCAGUUCAGUUGAUGGGUAUUCUUCGUAUACUAAUUGAUCCAGAGAACAUGAUGGCUUCUAUCAAUAAGGCAGAGAAAACUGAUUUUUUGAAUUACUUUUACAAACACAGCAUUCAUAUUUUAAUCGAACCUCUGUUACAAAAUACCAUGAAUGGUAUCGUCAGCAGAGACGAUUAUAGAACAGUUCAGUUACUAGGACUCAUUUUGGAACUUCUUUCGUUCUGCGUCGAACAUCAUACAUUUCAUAUAAAGAAUUGUAUUAUUAACAAGGAUCUCCUUAGAUGUAUUCUUGUACUUAUGAAAUCUUCUCAUACUUUUCUCGUUUUAUGUGCAUUAAGGUUCAUGAGAAAAAUCAUUGCAUUAAAAGAUGAUUUUUACAAUAGGUAUAUAAUUAAAGGAAAUCUUUUCGCUCCGGUCAUCGAUGCUUUUAUUCGCAAUAAUGGGCGCUAUAAUCUUCUAGAUUCAGCCAUUUUAGAAAUGUUCGAGUUUAUUAAACUAGAGGAUAUAAAAGCUCUUAUGUCACACGUCGUAGAAAAUUAUGGAAAGGUUCUUGACGAAGUUGAUUAUGUACAAACUUUUAAAGCUCUUAGGAUACGAUACAACCAACAUCAGGAUAAAUUGAAAGAUAGAGAAAAGGCCGCUCUUGAUAGUGUUCCGUCUAUAUUGCGAAGCAGUCGGUUGAGGAGGGAACCUCGGCAGCUGGACGAAGAGGAGGAAAUGUGGUUCAACGAGGAUGAAGAUUUUGACGAGGGCGAAGCUGUUGUGCCUGCCGCUACCUCAAAUAUUAUUAACAAGAAAUUGAAUCACGAGAUCGAUUCAAUUGGCAAGACUUUAGACAAGAAAAAUGAAGGUAGCAGUGGUAAGGUGUUCAACAACACUGGAAAAGCCAUCAUAAAUAAUAACUUAAAUUUGGGGACAACACCUCUGAGUCCUGUCCUCCCGAGCACUACUCUCUUUAAGAAGGGGCUCGUGGAUUAUGAAGGUGACUCUGACGAGGAAGAGGAAGAGAGCGGAGAUCUUCUAUCUCCUUCUAAGAGGGCAAGGUUUUCGUAAUCCAUCUGUGUCAAUUUUAUGCUCAUCAAGUUCUCUUCAUCCCUCUUUCAAACUUUUCUCCCUAGCGGGCGAGUUUAAUUAAGGAAAGUAUUGUUAAUGAAGAUUCUACAAAGUGUGCCGUGAUGGCGGGAGACGCUGCCCAGAACGUCUAAGUCCUCAUCAAGGCAGAAUUACACAAGAUGUUUUUAUAUAUAGUUUAUGAAAUAAUUAAUCUGUUCCAUUCUUUGAAUGUUAAGCUAUCAAUUUAGGCACAAAAGCCAUCUAUUUUAAAGUCUGUGCAAUACACAUUGCACAUAUAUAUAUAUUUAGUUGUACAGAUGAAAUUUUUACAUAUAUAUUAUAUAUAUAUAUAUUUACAAUUCUGUUGUACAUCAAGAAUAGUUAGAAGUUUUUAUAAUUAUUUAUUCUCGGCAAGGACACUAGAGUGCGUAAUUCUUAUUUUUUAUGAUGUAUAACAGAGCGAAGUUCAUUAUGUAUAUUUUUUUUAUGAAUACUUUUCACAUUUUAACACAUUGGUGCUAAAAUGUUACGCAUCUGUGACACAACUGUUUCAUAUUAUGUAAUGAUCCCCACAAACAUAAAAGCAAUUCUUUCUUGCCGAUAAUCACAUCUAUGUACAAUUUUUAAUAAAUGAAAAAAGAAGCCCUCUAUGGGUCUAAAUUUUCAGAGAUAUCUGAGCAUCUAAAUGCUAUUAUUUCUGAAAGCACCGAUAGAACGUUGUGCAAAUUUUAACCUGAACUAGGCUACGACUUCUUUGAAGCUCAAAAACAAAAUAAAAAUUAAAUAAAAAAAUAUUAAUUACUUUGUUCUGCGGUAUCUAAUGUUGUAGACAAGGUAAACAUUUAAAUUAUUAACUAUUUUUUACCACUAAUACUCAUAAAAUUGUAAAUAAGUGUUUAAAAAAAAAGAAACCAGUUUGUACUGUUGGAUACAGACAAUGUCUGGUAAAAGUGUUGUGGACGACUUUUUAUUUGAACAUUUCAUGUGUUGGUGUUUAAUUUAAGGUAAUUUGGGAAAAAAUAUAUGGAAACUAUAGUUAAAUUAUAUAUUGAGGUUGUGUAAGUGUGUAUUAAUGUAUAGUAAAAAUGCUUGGGACAAUUUGUUUCUUAUAAAGAACUGUGAUAUAAAGGCCUACAAAAACUAAAUGGUAUCAUAUAGUCGUUCCUUUUUGUACUCGUUACUUGGAACUUGUUAUAUUUUAUCAUUUAUUUAUUCAUUUUAUAUAUGUAAAUUGUUUCCAAGUUAUUUUGUAUGUAAGAUAAUUGUGUUUACCAUAUUAAAAACCAUUCCAAAUGGCAUUAUUUAUUUAUAUAAAUAUAUAUAUAUCAGAUAAAAAAACGAAAUAAAAUAAUAAGCAAAUUGUUCCAAGACUUAUCGUCCAAAAUCCCAGAUAUUGGAAAUAUUUAAUUUGAAAUUUAUAUUUCAUGUAAAUAGAUUUUGUUCAAAUACCACUCUCGGUUUUUGAUUUGUAAAAUGAAAUAAAAGCUACUUAUAUGUUUAAAUUGAAUUUUUUUUUUAGUUUUUAAAUGAAACCAAGUGCAAUAUAUUUUGAUACCUUAAAAAAAAAAGAAAAAAAAUUUAAAUUGUUGAUUAUAAUAUAUAAUACCUGUGGCCUCAAGAGGCUAUUUGUCUUUUAUAAUUUAUUGACUUGUCUUUUAUGUUAAAUGUUAUGAUAUGACAACAACAGAAAAAAAAGUUAAAAAUAAAUAAUUAUUUUUAACAGAAUAUCUUUUUAGAUUAGCUCAUCCACAUGUUUAUUGACAAUUUUUCUAUUAAAAAAUAUUUACUGAUUGAUUUUUGAUAUAUUGAUUUCAUUUAUUAGGAAAGUUGCAUGAUAUAUCUUAAUUUUAUCAUUUGAAUACAUCACAAUUUGGUUUUAUAACAUUUCAUUGUGUACAUUAAUAAUAAUUUUAUUACAGUGAACUCUUUAUAAUCCGAACUAAGUAAAACCAAGAAGGUUCGGAUUAGUGAACAAGAAAAAAAUGCCACUUCAUAAAUAAUUAACCAAUUUAAAAUAAAAAAAAGUAUAAACGUAUACACAAUAAUUAAUCAUUGUUCAGAAAUUUAUUAAUUUACUAUUUUCUUGUGAAAUAAUAUGGAAUUUUCAUUUGUUUGGAACUUGAAAUCAU
Messenger RNA from Nezara viridula (southern green stink bug), 4809 nucleotides. Lineage: Eukaryota; Metazoa; Arthropoda; Insecta; Hemiptera; Pentatomidae. The record is from the annotation of a GenBank genome assembly.